Messenger RNA from Mycena indigotica, 849 nucleotides. RefSeq names its product Dolichyl-diphosphooligosaccharide--protein glycosyltransferase subunit 2. Gene Ontology annotation, biological process: protein N-linked glycosylation. The coding region runs from base 19 to 849 and encodes 276 amino acids. The transcript has 4 exons. Gene Ontology annotation, cellular component: oligosaccharyltransferase complex; membrane. NCBI's taxonomy places the organism in Eukaryota, Fungi, Basidiomycota, Agaricomycetes, Agaricales, Mycenaceae. The record is from RefSeq and is a predicted model, not a curated record.
GACACGUCCUGCUCGCGAAUGCGCUCACUACUCUCAUUAUUGCUCGUCGCUGCGACGGCGCGGGCAGCCGUUCUCAGUCUAUAUGCCCCCCGUGUCACUACAUUUGACUCCACUGGCGCAGGGAUACGCACCGAAAAUAUCAAGACGCCUGAACCAGUCAAAAUCCCACUCACACUUGGUGCAACCGACUCCUUGAAGCUUACAUUCACGGUUGUGAAGGAAGACACCACCGAUGGCGUUCAGCCUUUACAGACUUUCCUUCGUUUCUAUGAUCGUGUGUCUGGUGAGGAGGGCAUACAGCCGCUUCGCGUGACUCCCUCAGGCAAAUCCAAGUUCGAACUAAAUAUGGCCAAACCUCUUCCAUCCAUUCCACCAACUACUACCGAGCCCUUGGAGGUGACAAUCAUUAUCGGCCAUCCAGACCACUCUCCUUUGAAGCUUCACCUAUUCGACUUGAUCCUUCCCGCGUCAGGUUCUUUGCCUCAACACCCGGACGAAGCAUCAUUCCACCUGCUGCCUACUAUUCACCAUACCUUCCGUCUCCCACCUAAGACGCCGCCACAAUUCAUUUCGGCCGUCUUCGCUGCACUUACUCUUGCUCCAUGGCUAGUCCUUUCUGCACUGUGGAGCCAAGUUUUCCCUGGCGUUCCCCACCUCUUUUCUCCCAGAAUCCUUCCAUUCAUCGCAACACUGGGUGCCUUCGAGGUCCUUCUCGUCUACUAUUGGGUCGGUCUCAAACUGGGCCAAGUUCUCUUGUAUGGUAGUGUGUUGGGUCUCGUGACGGUCUUCACUGGUAAUACUGCACUUUCAAGCAUCGGUGCUCGCCGUGUGGGCAUAAGCUCCAAAUGA